AUGUUUCGGGCCCAGCAGCAGAACGCUUUCGACGAUGCCGUCGCCAAAGCUACCGACGAGAAUCUAACUUCGGAAAACUGGGAAUACAUACUCGAUGUCUGCGAUAAGGUACAAUCGAGUGAUAGCGGAAGCAAAGAUGUUGUGGCUGCGAUGAUCAAGAGGCUGGCGCACCGCAAUGCGAACGUUCAGCUGUAUACCCUUGAGCUGGCCAACUCACUCUCCCAGAACUGUGGUAUUGCCAUGCACCGGGAACUUGCUUCAAGAAGUUUCACCGAUGCUCUGUUAAGGCUGGCGAACGAUAGGAACACACAUCAACAGGUCAAAUCAAAGAUUCUGGAAAGAAUGGAGGCUUGGACCAAGGAUUUUUCAAGCAACACCGAAUUGGGGAUCAUGGAACAGGCGUAUUUGAGAUUGAAAGCACAGAACCCUAAUUUACAACCCCCUCAAGCGCCGGUCAAAAGGCAGAUCACAGAAUACGAUCGGCAAAGGGAAGAGGAAGAACUACAAAUGGCCCUCAGGCUUUCGAUUCAAGAUAAAUCUGCGGGCCCUUCGAGUCAGCCAACCGGCGCCGCUGAACUGUCAGCCCAACCAGCAUCCUCAGCACAACACACCACACCCCAAUCGGUUCCGUCGGGCACAACAGCUGCCACAGUUUCAAGAGUACGAGCGCUGUUUGACUUUCAACCUUCGGAACCCGGUGAAUUACAAUUCCGCAAAGGAGAUGUUAUAGCGGUCCUCGAGUCAGUAUACAAGGACUGGUGGAAGGGCUCUCUUCGUGGGCAGACGGGAAUUUUCCCCUUAAACUAUGUUGAGAAACUACAAGAUCCAACACCAGAAGAGUUGCAGAAAGAGGCGCAAAUGGAGGCCGAAGUGUUUGGACAAAUCAAGAACGUGGAGAAGCUGUUGGCUUUGUUGAGCACGAGUACAGCCGACAUGAACGUCAGAGAUAAUGAGGAGAUCACUGAGCUCUAUCACAGUACGUUAUCAAUCAGGCCGAAGCUCAUUGAAUUGAUUGGGAAGUACACCCAAAAGAAAGAUGACUUCCAGCAACUCAACGAGAAAUUCAUCAAAGCACGUCGCGACUACGAAGCGUUAUUAGAGUCUUCGAUGGCCCAGUCAGCACAGCAAUAUGCUCGACCAGGCUCUCAACCAUAUGGAUAUGGAGGAGGGGGACCGCCACAAGGCUACCCACCCCAAAGAUUCUACGCCCCUGAUGGGCAGCCUCCAAAUAACGCCAUGCCAUAUCCCAAUCAAUCGCAACAAUCAUUCCAACCUCCGUAUCCUGUCGGGUCGCCUCCGCCUCAGAGCCACACUCCAUCCAAUCAACAUGCCUCUCAACCACCUCCAGAGAACUAUCCUUCAUACCUGAACCAAACUCAGCUGCCGGCUCGUCGACAAUCGCAGGCUGAAACGUACGCCGCAUAUCCUCCUCCAGAAGUAAACGCAUCUUACAACCCCCCUCCCCCAUCCGAGGCGCAUGGUUCUCGGCCUGGGCCCCAACCAUAUCCCAACUUGCAACAACCCAACAUCACACAGCUUCAAUAUCAAGACGACAGUAAAGACUACUCUCCGUCAAACUAUUCGGCCGAGGACCUUCACAAUCCCAACAUUCCCAUACCAUCUCAACAACCACCACAACAGCCUCCCCAACAGCCGCCUCCGCAAAGCUAUGCUCCGCCUAUGCCGCAAGGACAACAACAGCAACACAAUAUUCCUCCACAGUACCCGCCGCCUUCUGCUCCAGCACAGUCAUACGACUACCAAGCUCCUUCACAACCUCCUGCCCCAAGUCAUGGUCCCCCUCCUAUUCCUGGGGUCGGUCCGGCCGCCGUAGAACGACCCCUUACACCUUUGCCGCAAUCCUCAGCCUACCCGGUCUUUUCACCGACACAGGGCAAACCGAACCCGCAUCAGCAGUACCAGGCAUACAGUCAGCGACCGGCGAGUGUAGCGGCGCAAGCUCCCGGCGUUGCUCCCGGCAUUGGCGGUGGGAGGACGAGUUAUUACAGGUAA
Rhinocladiella mackenziei CBS 650.93 is the source of this 2013-nucleotide messenger RNA. RefSeq lists its product as uncharacterized. Gene Ontology annotation, biological process: protein transport to vacuole involved in ubiquitin-dependent protein catabolic process via the multivesicular body sorting pathway. Gene Ontology annotation, cellular component: ESCRT-0 complex. The record is from RefSeq and is a predicted model, not a curated record. Bases 1 to 2013 code for a protein of 670 amino acids. NCBI's taxonomy places the organism in Eukaryota, Fungi, Ascomycota, Eurotiomycetes, Chaetothyriales, Herpotrichiellaceae. The transcript has 6 exons. Gene Ontology annotation, molecular function: ubiquitin binding; phosphatidylinositol binding.